Messenger RNA from Drosophila nasuta, 1495 nucleotides. RefSeq names its product U5 small nuclear ribonucleoprotein 40 kDa protein. The coding region runs from base 105 to 1148 and encodes 347 amino acids. Gene Ontology annotation, cellular component: catalytic step 2 spliceosome. NCBI's taxonomy places the organism in Eukaryota, Metazoa, Arthropoda, Insecta, Diptera, Drosophilidae. The record is from RefSeq and is a predicted model, not a curated record. The transcript is spliced from 3 exons. Gene Ontology annotation, molecular function: protein binding; RNA binding.
UACAUCUACAUACCUAGUUGGCAGCACCAACGUUUUGUUUUUGCGGCUGAAAAAUUGGCUGCUCCGGUGUACGUUUAAUAAAUAAAUAGAAUUUUAUCAAUAAAAUGGGCACAAAACGUCCCAAUACUAGUGUGGUGCUGGCGCAGGAGUCCAAGCGCAGCAAGAGCGAAAUUGUGGCCUACACAAAUCGCGACAAGGCGCUGCUCGAGUCGGGCGUGCGACGUACUUCCAACCUGCAGGCGCCCAUAAUGCAACUAGAGGGACAUGAGGGCGAAAUAUUUACCACAGAAUUUCAUCCUGAAGGCGAAAUGCUGCUCUCCUCGGGCUUCGAUAGACAACUUUACAUCUGGCAGGUUUAUGGCGACUGCGAGAACAUUAUGGCCAUGUCGGGACACAGUGGCGCUGUGAUGGAAGCGCACUUUACACCCGAUGGUUCCCAUAUUUUCACCUGCUCCACAGACAAAACGCUCGCCAUUUGGGACAUUGUUAGCGGGCAACGUGUGCGACGUCUCAAAGGACACACAAACUUUGUGAACAGUGUACAGGGUUCGCGACGUGGUCAGCAACUGCUGUGCUCCGGCAGCGAUGAUCGAACCAUUCGCAUUUGGGAUGCCCGCAAAAAGCAGGCGGCCCAUGUUCUCGAGUCACCUUAUCAGCUGACAGCGGUUUGUUUCGGCGACACUAGCGAACAAGUAAUCAGCGGCGGCAUUGAUAAUGAGCUCAAGAUUUGGGAUAUACGCAAAAAUCAGGUGUUGCAUCAUCUGCGUGGCCACACAGACACCAUUACAAGUGUGGCGCUUUCCCCUGAAGGUGACUUUGUUUUGACCAAUGCCAUGGACAACACGUUGCGUGUGUGGGAUGUGCGUCCUUAUGCCCCAGGGGAACGCUGCGUCAAAGUCUUCCAGGGACAUCAGCAUAACUUUGAGAAGAAUCUUUUGCGUUGCGCCUGGUCACCGGGUGGCGAUAAAAUCAGCGCUGGAUCAGCGGAUCGUCAUGUCUACGUUUGGGAUGUGAAUACGAGGCGUAUUCUUUAUAAGCUGCCGGGACACAAUGGCAGCGUAAACGACGUCGAUUUUAGUCCUCGAGAGCCUUUAAUAUUGUCCGCCUCUAGCGAUAAGACGCUGUAUCUGGGUGAAAUUGAAGAUUAGCCGAGUGUGGCACAAAUAAAUAGGGAAUCGAAAAUAAUAAUAACAAUUGUUUUAAUUAAAUAACGAAAAUCAGACACUUGAAACCGUCUUCAACCAAAAUUAUCUAGACCAAAAUCAGGCUUUUUGAUUUAAAAUUUAUAAUUAUAUUAAUUAAUUUUUCUUAACAUUUAUUAUUAUAAUUUUUAUAUUUUCGCUGAAAACAAUAUUGAGGAAUAAAUAAGGGUACUCGAUUUUGCAUUACACCAAUAUAUUUCAGUUGACUCUUUAAUUUAUGAUAAAUAUUAGUUGCAUUUUUGUUACUCAAAUCAAAUUAUUAGUCUACAAAUAUAUUGAAAAUUAAAAUACAA